AUGACUAUUCACACCACUCCAUCAAGCUCUAGUUCGAGUUCGAGCGGCAGAGUCUAUUUCCUUGACAUCGGUCUAUCAACAUAUCCAAACCCCAAUGGCCGCAUUGUCACUUGCAAGCCAGAUGGGUCCGACGUCCGCGAGCUAGUCACCCAAAUCAAGACUCUGCCCGAUGGAAUUGCCAUCGAUUCCGACCGUCAACACAUCUAUUGGACCAAUAUGGGCGUACCCUCUGCCAACGACGGGUCAAUUCAACGCUGCGAUUUGUCUGGAAAGAACAUUGUGACCAUUAUCCCCGAAGGCCAAACACAUACACCAAAGCAAAUGACAAUUGCAAAGCAGUCACAGAAGCUGUACUGGUCUGACCGUGAAGGAAUGCGCGUCAUGCGGGCCAACAUGGACGGCAGCGAUAUCGAAAUGCUAUAUCGAUCUGCUUCACCGGACUCCGACAAACAAUGCACGUUGAACUGGUGCGUGGGAAUCACCGUUGACGAGGAGUCUGAAGUCAUCUACUGGUCCCAGAAAGGACCUCCUCGAGCGGGCCAAGGUCGAAUUUUCCGAAUGAACAUGCAAAUGAGUGCCGGAGAGUCACCGGAGCGGAGAUCUGAUGUCAAGUGUAUUUUGGACGGCCUUCCAGAGCCUAUUGACCUGGAGCUGGACACCGCAACUCAAACCCUCUACUGGACUGAUCGUGGCGAUCCCCCAUGUGGGAACACUGUCAACUCAGUUGUUCUAGACGCAACUGUCGAUAAGCUACAGCCAACGAUUUUGGUUCGAAAGCUUCAUGAAGGAAUUGGGAUUUCUUUGGACCUGCAAAAUCGCCGCAUGUUCUUCGGUGACCUCGGAGGUGGUUUGUAUAGUGCAAACUUGGAUGGGUCCUGUAAGAACACUCUCAUCCCCGAAAUUGGGGGUGUUACCACAGGCAUCUUCUAUGUUGAAUAA
Molecule: messenger RNA, 939 nt
Organism: Penicillium brevicompactum
Lineage: Eukaryota; Fungi; Ascomycota; Eurotiomycetes; Eurotiales; Aspergillaceae
Product: YWTD domain-containing protein
Exons: 1
Coding region: 1-939 (312 amino acids)
Source: RefSeq, a predicted model, not a curated record